AUGGCUAUGAUUACAUCGUGGAAUCCUGAAAAAAAGCACAGCGAUGUUGAAAGAUGGAUAUGUAUAUAUCCUGCAUAUAUAAAUAGUAAGAAGACUCGGGCUGAGGGUCGAAAACUGCCGAAAUCAAGUUGUGUGGAAAAUCCAACCCACCAGGAAAUAAGGGAUGUAUUGUUAACAACUGGUUUGCAUGUAGGUGUAGAAAAUAAAUUGUAUCCAAGAGAGAGGAGUAAGGAAAUACUGUACAGAGGCAGAAUUAGAGUGCAAUUAAAAAAUGAUGAUGGUACCCCAUUAAAGCCAGAAUUUGGAACCAGAGAGUCUGUCAUGAAAUAUAUUGGUGAAUCAAUUCCUAAACUUAAGACUCGUCAAAAUAGACCUGCAGACCAACAACCACAAUCUACUCAAGCUAUUACAAAGAGCAAAGGAAAGAAAGGUCGCCGU
Messenger RNA from Iphiclides podalirius (scarce swallowtail), 438 nucleotides. The record is from the annotation of a GenBank genome assembly. NCBI's taxonomy places the organism in Eukaryota, Metazoa, Arthropoda, Insecta, Lepidoptera, Papilionidae.